This is a messenger RNA of Styela clava, 4826 nucleotides long. The record is from RefSeq and is a predicted model, not a curated record. Lineage: Eukaryota; Metazoa; Chordata; Ascidiacea; Stolidobranchia; Styelidae.
CUGGAAUUCGUUAUUUUGAAAAUGUCUACGAACAUGUAUGCACAACCUAUUAUGGUUCAACAACCUCUCAUGGAUGCUCGAGCAGCUCGAAGAGAAAGGAACAAAUCCACAUUAUAUAAACUGGGAAUCACAGAAAUAGUUGCAGGGCUUAUUUUCUAUUCGGCAUGCAUUGCCAGCAUUUCAAUAUCAUCUGAUGCUGGAAGAUAUACUUCCAAUAUAAUCUUAAUUUAUCCUGGGAUAUGGUGUGGUGUCUUCCCUAUCAUCAGUGGAAUUCUCGGCAUUUUGUCCCGGAAAAAUCCAACAGAAUGCUUAUUUAUUGCAAACAUGGUGAUGGCAAUUUUUACAGCAAUUUUCAUGGCUAUACUCUUCAGCUUAUCCGUAAUUUCAGCCCUUAUCGUUGCUGGCUAUUUUUUUCUGACUGCAUUGCAAGCACUUAAUUGUAUUGGCAGCUUUGCUCUUUUCGUAGUGGCUAUUAUUCAUUCUGCAUAUUGCUGCUCUGGGAGUUGCUGUUACUCGCCUUCGCAACAAUUAUCUUCAGGCUCAAAUUAUGCUCAUGGUCAACGGUUUAUUCAACUACCAAAUGGUCAGUUCGUUCUCGUUCAAAAUCAGCCAUUUGUUAAUAACCAACCCGCUCUACAUGCAGCACCUCUAUGGCAACCCCAGGUAGGCAUUGUGCAGCCAAGUACAUCGAACCAGUAUCCCCAAACUCAAAUGAAUAUGAACUCCGCUCCUAAGCCAGAAACAGGAGCUGCUGAAAACCCACCAUCAUAUGAUAAUCAUGGUUUUGCUACGAAUCCUAAUUAUAUGAGAUCAUAUAGUAUUGCUUUACUGGAAUUCAUUAUUUUGAAAAUGUCUAGGAACAUGUAUGCAUCACCUAUCAUGGUUCAACAACCUUUUCAACCUCUUAUGGAUUCUCAAGCAACUCGAAGAGAAAGAAACAAAUCUAUAUUAUUUAAACUAGGAAUCACAGAAAUAGUUGCAGGGAAUAUUUUCAUCUUGGCCUGCAUUACCAGCAUUGUAAUUUCACCAUUUUAUGCUGGUGGAAGAUAUACCUCCGAUGUAAUCUUUGUUUCUUCUGGAAUUUGGUGUGGUAUCUUUCCUAUCAUCAGUGGAAUUCUCGGUGUCUUGUCCCGGAAAAAUCCAACCCAAUGCUUAUUUAUUGCAAACAUGGUGAUGGGAAUUUUUACAGCAAUUUUCAUGGCUAUACUAUUCAGCUUAUCCAUAGUUUCAGCCCUCGUCAUUUAUGGCUAUUUCUUGACUGCAUUGCAAGCGCUUAAUUGUAUUGGCAGCUUUGCUCUUUUUGUAGUAGCUAUUAUUCAUUCUGCAUAUUGCUGCUCUGGAAGUUGCUGUUACUCGCCUUCGCAACAAUUACCUUCAGGCUCAAAUUAUGCUCAUGGUCAACGAUUUAUUCAAUUACCUAAUGGUCAGUUCGUUCUCGUUCAAAAUCAGCCAUUUGUUAAUAACCAACCUGCUCUACAUGCAGCACCUCUAUGGCAACCCCAUGUAGGCAUCGUGCAACCAAGUACAUCGAACCAGUAUCCCCAAACUCAAAUGAAUAUGAACUUCACUCCUAAGCCAGAAACAGGAGCUGCUGAAGCUCCACCAUUAUAUGAUAAUCAUGGUUUUGCUGCAAAUCCUAAUUAUAUGUGAUUCGAUUGCUAGUAUAUAGCUAUAUUCUUCCGAAUAUUCAUUUAAUCGCUUCGUCCUAUGCUCUUUCCCCACUUUGCAUUUUCAUUUUGCUCAUACCUUGGCGUGUAUAAACAGUAGUAUUUGCCUAUAUCAUUCCACUGCUACGAUCAUGAGUUUGUACAAUAUGAUAUAUUGCUAUUCACUGAGGUCUAUUGCUCGAUUGAUGAAAUGUAAUGAAAAUAAUGUUGCCUUAUUUUAUUGGCCAAAUGUUGGAAAUUUUCCUUGUCGUAGUAUUUGAAUAUUAUUUUCUACCUUAUUCACUGCUUGUCUCAUGCUUAUUUUUGUCCAUAUAGUUCACUGUCAUCUAUGUAAUUAUUGAUAAGUGCAAAAUUUGAAUAGUUAACAGACCAAUUUAUUUCUUUAAAUGGAGUAUUCUAGGUAUAGCUAUUAUUCGUACGUUUAGCAGUUUCAAUUUUUAAAAUUGUAAUGUAUUAUUUUAUAUGUUAGUGUCUAAAAGAUAUUUUAAAAGCUAUUGCAAUUUCUAAGCUGUUCUAAGUAUUUAAAGAUUUGGGUUACUUGGUCAUUUUUAUGCACAUGCACAAAAAAUAUUGCCAAUGCUAUGUGUAUACAACUGAGACUGUUUAAAAAAAUUAUAUUAUUAAUGCCUUUCCCCUGUGAUAUGACACAUUCCUUUUUCUAGGAGAUCAUAUGUAUCGCUUGUUUGUAAAUUUACAUAUGCUUGGUUUAUAAUGAUAUCAACCACAUUAGUUGUCUUAUUUUUCUUAUAAUUCACUGAUGUACGGUAUGGUAUCAUAGAAGUAGUCACUUCGGCAAAUAUACCAUUAUUCUGAACAUUUAAUUAAACAGCUGUUUAAUUUGUGGAUUGUGGUUUUCGAAAUUUUCCUCCAUUUUUCAAAAAUUGCUAUGAUACCAUCAUUGUUCACUGCAUGUACUUUCAUAUUUCCCAACAUAUCAUUCUUGAUUAAUUUCAAUGCUUAUUGCGAUAUUUUUCAGCAUCGUCAUUGGAUUAAAUCUUUAUGCUUAGAUAAACAGGUAUUAUUGGGGUUUUACAUAAAUUUAAAGAUAUACAAAUGAAGAUUGUAUCUAAUACGUCAUUUAUAUACAAGGGUGUUCUUAAAGUCUCAAUUUUUUUUUAAUUGCAGAGGGGAUUCUGGAUACCAUAUAGCGUUUGUUGCGCCCUAGGGGUGUAUUGAAUGAAGUAAAAAACGUAGACACUGAUUAAAAUGAAAACAUUUGGGUCCAAGAUAUAUUGAGAACUUCUUCACUUCAUCAGAAAAUUGUAAUUGUGACGAGACUUUACACACCCUGUAUAUUGAAAUACUAAAAGGUUUUAGUCUUGUGUGUUUUUUUUACUGACCAAUGGAUGGCCCUGCUAUUGCCUGUCACCAUUUUCAAAUCCAAUAGUUGGUUUGAUCAAGUUUGUGAUAUUGAUAUUUUUGUAUCAUUUCUUAUGAUGACAUAUUGCUUCAUGUAUCUACAAUGUACAACAUUACAAAUAGUUUUGUUUCGCAAUUUGUUGGCAAUGAUGAUUGAUAGAACUAGGGGUUUCAAAAUCGGAAAUUCCCAUUCCCGUCUGAAACAGUCGCUUCGAUUACGUGCUCGUUAAAAUAGCCGACUUUUUCAGUGUAUAAUGACUUUACUGUGGCGUGAAACAUUCCAUUCAUGACAACUACGAGAAUCGACAAUAAAAAAAAUACAUAUCUAUCGUCUCGAAAUCCCAGCGGAACGGACGCCACUUGUCGAAAAAGCCCACUUAUUUAUUUAACAGAUAAUGAUUUUUCUGUUGUGCAAAGUAAUCAAUCCAUGACCGAUAGGGUAUAUCUAAAAUUAUUAUUUAAAUUGUCUUUGAUUAAACAUGCGUUUGCGUCGACAAAAUUAAGGCAUUACUACUCUAAAAUACCACGGCAAUCCGCGGACAUAAAAAGGUGUGGUAAACUACCCGAUUAUAUCUUGUUUUGAUCCGUAUUUUUGCCGUUUUUCGAAUUCGACUUGCUGUACUUGCAACACUGACUUCGCUCUAUCGAAAUGCUGCCACUUGGAUUAUUUUUAAGAUAAAACCGUUAGAAAAAUCCUCAAGUCUGCUAGUAAAUUUCACCGAGAAAAUUUUGUUUCAGUACAAUAAAAAUUGAUUAAAUACACUUUAGUUUAGAUUAAUUCACGUAUAUACCAUCACAACCCGAGAAUAAAUCGCGUUCCCAACCUUGUAUAAUGUUAACAUGAAAAUUUUCGACGGCAAUUUGAAGAAAUGGAUAAAAAGGUAAAUCCCGCACACAAUUGACUGUGUUUCGAUCUCAGUGACCGUAGGGUUCUCAAUUCCGAGCAAAUAUAAUGUGUGGCUUAGGCCCACGUAAUUUUGCGAUUUAUUAAGCUUAGAGAGGCGUAUUUAAUUUAUCGCGGACCUCUUACAGCAAAACUUAUAUUGUUUACGGUUUCAUUUUUAGAAUAUUGCAUUAGUAUAUUGCCGUUUUUCAAUCUAAAAUUGGGGCGCGUACUCCUUUAUUUUGUCUUUAGCAUCUCACCGCCGAUGAAUGAAGUUCAGAGAUGUAUCGGGUAUCGACCAUUUUUUCUGUAUCGGCAAUAUAUCGGUAUCGGUUAAAUAUAGACCGAUACAUUUAGCUUUUUACUCUGAUCCAGAAUAUUUUAAAAAUUAAGUUAGAAUACGGAUGUUGAAAUUAUUUUAUAUAUCAUCGUUAUCGUGGCACAAAUUUGGGGAGAAUAAUGAAUAAACCUCAACGCAAACGUGUAAUUAGAAGUGAUAUGCUGAUAACCAUACUUUGUAUUAUUUGCCAUUUCGGUGUAAGCUAACAUGAAAUGUUGUGCAUCCUGAAUGAUACUACGAUGCAGGUGCAGAAGGUCAGUAUUACCAAUUGCCCCCUUUUUUGCUGAAAUAUCACAUUUUUUUGAAACUUUUUGUGCCGAUUAAAGAAAGGGCUGUUUUUAUCCAAAAAUGGUGGAAUUGGCAGUGGCCAAUUAAAUCCCUUGAAUACUGGUUUUAUAAUGAUUGAUAGGCAACAGUUCCAAUACAGUAUGUGAUUAAGUUUAAUAACUGCGUUAUUGAUUUUCUCCAUUAAUGUGCAUCGCAUUGAUAUAUGUAUCGAUUUGAACAUAUUUUCAGCUGAGGCAAUUGUGUUCCUUUUCUGAAAUGUAACAACAUUAAAAAACUUCCCCUUUUAAAA